This is a messenger RNA of Contarinia nasturtii (swede midge), 1721 nucleotides long. RefSeq lists its product as uncharacterized. The coding region runs from base 207 to 1613 and encodes 468 amino acids. NCBI's taxonomy places the organism in Eukaryota, Metazoa, Arthropoda, Insecta, Diptera, Cecidomyiidae. Gene Ontology annotation, cellular component: mitochondrion. The transcript has 4 exons. The record is from RefSeq and is a predicted model, not a curated record.
CGAAUGACAGUUUCAUAACCCUCAAUGUAAAACUUUUGUUGCGACUCAGCGAAUGGAAAGAAAAGACAUAUCUCCAUCGCCAAUUCUAUCUUUCACAUUGUGUGCCGAUAAUAUCGAUCAACAAAAACAAAAAAAAGUUUGACUUCGACAUUUUUAUGCAUGCAGUAAACGAUAAUUUUGGAAAAAAGAUUUGAAAACGGAAAUCAAUGAUGUGGAAACAAGUGUGCCUCAACAAAUUCCAUGUGAAAGCCACCAAUGUACGUUACUUUUUAUCCGAAGCAUACAAAUGUUCGGAGGCUUGGGAGAAUCGCUUAAAAUCCCCGAUUCUGCAAAAGAUUCGGCCUGAUUUAUUCUACUAUGAUUUGGAACGGCAAUUCAAUCAACAGGGCAAAGUGUGUGCCGUCGAUUUUGACAUUUUUGUAAAUCGAAUGAAUGACAAUAAAAUGUUGAAUGAAUUAUCGGAUAUGGUGCACAAAAUGCGAUUAUCGACUGAAACGUCCAAUACAUUGGCAUCAACAUCACAUGCCGUCAUACGGCAUCAUUUGGAUUUUAGUGACAAUGAUUUUGAGAAUUUGGUUUAUAUUCUCGAUGAUCGAUUGAGCUAUGGUGUAUUUUUGGAUUCAUUUACCGCAAAUCUUUGUCUCGAUAAAUUGAUAAAAUUAAAAGAUUAUCGAAUGGCAGCCAAAGUGUCAACAUUUUUAAUGCUCCAAGAGAAUUUCGAAAAUCCAAUCAAUCGCAUGCUGUCGUUGUAUGCAUGUUACAAAUAUCUGGAGAAUGCCGAACCGUUCGAUGAUCUGUUGAAAAAUCAAGCAACUGAUGCUGAACUCGCGAGUCAAGUAUCGGAAGCAAUGCGCGCCAUAGCUGAUGCACGAUCCACAAAGAAGGCAAAGAAACGUGAUAAAAAAGAAGAAAUUCGGGUCCGAAUCAACUUUUUACGAAAUCCAUAUUUUGAUGAUCACUUUGAUUUACGCAACAGUCAUCAUUUAGUUGGCAAAACAUUUUUAGCAAUUGGUCAAUAUUUUGAUGGUGCAAUUGGUAAUUCGAUCAAAUUAAUGGGAUACACAUAUUAUGAAAAAUACGCCGAUGGCAUUCAAUUCAUCGAAUCACUUGCCAAUAAAAAUCAAUUGUACAAAGAUGCCGUUGAUAUUGCGAAAAAACAGUUGGCCGAGAUUAAAGAUCGCGAUACGGAUGAAAAUUAUAAAAAAUUUCUUGAAGCUGUUGACAAAUUGGCCGAAUCAAGCACAUCACUGGAGUCAGAAUCACUCGAAAAUGUCAUCCAUAAAUUAGCUGUACAGACCGUUAAAGAGAAUGAAGCCAAGGAAAUUGAAGAACAGACAAAGAUUUACACAUUGUGGGAGCAAAUCCGUCAAACAAAAUUACAAGAGGAAUUGACUCGUGUUGAUCACCAUAAUCGGCUCAAAAAAAUCGACGAAUUGAUGCAAACCAUGAGCGAACAAGAGGAGAAAUUAUGGUUCUUUGAUAAUGAAGAAAAAAUCGAUUUGCAAUUGGAAAAAAUUUCAGGCGAUCAUACGGAGAAAAAGGUUUAUGGGCGUGAAAAGAAAACAGCGGAAACCUCGUAUAUACCGCCAGAAGUUGACGCCAAACGAAACUGAAUAUUUAACCGCAACGCAAGCAUGAAUUGCGUUGAUCAACUUAAAUAUUGUUGUAUAGGUCUAAUGAAUAUUUAAUAAAAGAAAUCUAUGUAGAUUUUUUAGAAUACA